AAACGUUUCCGAGAAAAAACCGCGUGACAGACAAACAGGCGGACAUACAGAGAUACAGUAAACCGAUUUUGAUAAGGUUUUGUUUUACGCAAAACCUUAGAAAUAUAAUAUGAAUUUAUUUCGUUACCAUGGGAACUAUUAUUGUUGGAAUUUGAAUGUUAAAUUCUUACAACGUUAGAAGGUCUGAUAUCGAACAAACGGUGCAGGUUCGCUUCGAUGUUUAGUGAAAAAGACUAACGAAAUGGAAGAAAAUAUGGAAAAAAAGAAAGAAGGAAUGCAACCAAAGAAAAAAAGUGGGAAAGAUUCAGAUACCGAACCACAACUACUAAGCAUUGGGGCCUUCAAUAAUCGCGGUGAAAUUUCCGACCCAAUAAUACCAUGCACUGCAGCUUGCAUCGAUCCUGCGUAUAUAAUAGAUACGAAUAUAAGACGGCGGCUGCGAAGGUUCCUGGUGAAAACGGAUGUGCUUAAGUUGCGUGAUAUAACCCGUACGAAAUUCUUUCUGUACACUAAUCAGGAGUUAGCAUUAGAAGAGCAAGAUAUCGCAUUGUAUAAUCAAAGAGUCUACGAGGGCAUCCUGGAGGUCUGUAAAUUUGCUUCUCGGAAGUUAUCUGAAGUGGAAUCAAGUGCUUUCGAUGACAUGCAAUAUAAAUAUAAUGACCUGGCUGGAAUUCGAGCCAACAAAAAACUUGACGUGAGGAAGCUUAAAUUGGAGAUUAAACACCAGAAACUUUACAUACGAAUUUUUCAUAUUUACCAGCAAUUUCGGUAUCUUCUGAAGUUAAUUGAAUACUUUGACCAUGUUAGUGACACUUGUGACGAUAUUUCAACCCGAGGAAUGACCACAUUGCUCGAUUCGACACCAAUGAAGCAUGGAUCAUAUGAAACAAAAACGCUGGAAGCAGCGAUGGAUCAAUUUAUUCGACCAUGUCUCCUGCAAAAGACUUAUAUGGACCCCUCCGUUUGGGAACGGAGCUACCAGACAAUUAGACGAAAAAUUGCCAACUAUAACCAGGACUUAACGAAAAUUGCAUUGUCGAGUCAUUAUACGGGAAUAGUGCAUGAUGCAUUUAUAAAGUCCAAUGUAAAGGGUUUGACUCGGAAAGGUUUUUAUAAGGACAUACAACUUAUAAAUGAUCGGUCGCACUUUCUGAAAGGAGCCACUGAAGAACUUAUAGAGAGUUUCGAACGUAAUGAAAGAAAGGACUCUUUGAACGUGGCCCUUGAAGGAAUUGUGCCGGUCAUGGUUCAUAAAUUAGAGUUGGAUACGAAACCGAUGGACAUAUCUCAUCCAGCAGAUCAAAGUACAAUAGACAAAUUAGAACGAAUCCAGAAGCAUCUUAUACAUCUUCUAUAUCAAGUGGACUCCCACGAGCCAACACUUUGCUAUCAGGUUGAAAAAACUGUUCGAGAGCAGAUUUGUACUCAACAAACUCAAUCCAAGGAAGCACUGCUGCUGCAAACUCGAUUUAAUAACCUGUUGGAACAUUAUCGAUCGCAUUACCGUAAAAAAAAUAUAAACCGGGCAAAUAUAAUACGCUCGUCGAGAAAUUUAUUCAAAUUGAUUCGACGUAGCCCAAAAAUUGCUCCUCAACAUACAGCAUCAGCUGCAAUGCCAAGGAAAGUCAGCAGUAGUUAAUUUAAAACGGAAAAUGGUAUUUUGCAGAUUUAUUUACUCUUAUUUCCCAAAGAAAAUAAAAAUUCGUCAAAAAAUUAUUAC
Messenger RNA from Hermetia illucens (black soldier fly), 1720 nucleotides. RefSeq lists its product as uncharacterized. Bases 242 to 1639 code for a protein of 465 amino acids. Lineage: Eukaryota; Metazoa; Arthropoda; Insecta; Diptera; Stratiomyidae. The transcript is spliced from 10 exons. The record is from RefSeq and is a predicted model, not a curated record.